Messenger RNA from Onthophagus taurus, 1167 nucleotides. RefSeq names its product mitochondrial transcription rescue factor 1. The record is from RefSeq and is a predicted model, not a curated record. Gene Ontology annotation, molecular function: RNA binding. Gene Ontology annotation, cellular component: mitochondrion. Gene Ontology annotation, biological process: regulation of mitochondrial transcription. Lineage: Eukaryota; Metazoa; Arthropoda; Insecta; Coleoptera; Scarabaeidae.
AGCAAAGUUUUUACAAAAAUGUUGUGAUAAAAAAGUUUUAUUUACAUUUUUUUAUGGUAAUUUUUUUUGAAACUUACAAUGUUAUACGCUGGUCCGAGCGGGUGACCGCCAUAAAAAACGUCACUCUGUCGGCAUGUUUUGUCGACGAUUUUCUGGUUCUGUUUAUUAUUUUGUCUACGUUGGAUCACCCUGUGCGUGAAGACCCCCAAGAAAGUCCCGCAAAAAAAUUACGAGGAUGACCGUAAAAAGACGUAACCAAAUUAAACCGUUUACCUUUCUUACGAUUUUUUUAGCAAUUUUUUACCUAAACUUAUCGCUUUAACACGAUGUUAGUCACGGUUCUUUUUCUACGCCUAUUUUAAACUUCUUUUAACACACAUUUCUACCUUAUUUUUAUAUUUUAACCUCAUCGCUCCAUCUAUCGAGUAAUUCCCCCAACUUAACAUACAAAUUUAUGAAUGCAAUUUUGAAUGAAUCAAUCCCUGUAAUGAAUGAAAUCAUUCAAUAACAAUAUAACCUACAAACUAUUUACUAUAAACGUAAAUUUUCAUUCAUUAUGUUAUUAUCUGUGAUACGAAGAAAUUUAUUAACAUUUUCAAUAAAACCCAUUUCGUGCAACUUAAACACAGUUUAUAAAACACCAGAAACUAUUCUUCUAACUCACAAUCUUAACUUGUUAAUAAAAAGGUACAAAUCCAAGAAGAAGUCUUUAAAAUCCCAAAAUAGAGAAUCCGGAGCGGAAGAUGAAACAUCCUCUGAAAAUGAAACUGAAGAUCGUCACUCAAAAGUGAUUAAAACAACUUUAAGCUCGCUACGAAUGGAUUCAGUGUUAAAAUCGGGUCUUGGAAUGGCCAGAAAUAAAAUUGACACUCUUUUUUAUGAGAGUAAAAUAAGGGUGAAUGGGGAGAAGGUUUUGAAGAAAAGUAAAAGUAUACAGGAAGGUGAUGAAAUUGAUGUUAUUAAAGGAGUUGAUAUGAAGAAUCCUAAUUUUUUGGUAAUUGCAAGAGUAGAAGUGGUCCAAGCUCAGCCACAAGAAGAUAAUAUUAAGGUUAAAUUACGCAGGAAUAAAUCGCUUAUAGUUGAAAAUUAUAAGGAGCCAUGGAAAGGUGGGCCAGAAUCGGCUUAAAUGAUGUAAUUAAUUUUUUUGCAUUAAAAUGUUUAUAGGAA